UUUUAAGUAAACAUUAUUACAGUUUUAAUAAUAGGGGAACACGGGGUUUUGAUGCACAUCUCAAUAAAAGUUGUACACUAGUAGUUUUUAGAUUAAAGAUGUCAAUAACAAAAAUAAUCGUCUCGCCCAGUUUAGUAUGUAAACAAAAUUUUAAAUCGUUAUUUUCAUUGUAAACUACCUACGAAAGAAAGCAAGAGUGAGUGACAUAAAAUUAUUAUUUUUCCAAAACCCUUUAAAUAAAAUAUUUUUAAGCUUAUAGUUAUACGAUUUUAAGAUAGAUAUACAGAAUGACUAUUUUAUCUUAACCCAUAAUAACUAAUACAACGUAAUUUAACUUUAUUUGUUUAUUAGAUAAAAACAUUUAAAGUUUCAUAUUUUUGAGCUAAUAUACAUGUAUAAUAUGCAAAGGAUUACAAUUGCAGGUAGCUAAUUUCUUUUUUAUGACGUCGCUUAUUCACAGUUAUGGAGUGUUUAUUGUAACUAACGACUUAAUCUACAGAAAUGCUUAAAGUGUAGUUGUAAGACCAAUGUGUCUCACUUUAGCACAUCUGUUGAUUAAAUCUUGAAUUACAAUAAACGCUCCAUAUCUGUGAUAGCGAUAUCAUAAAAAAGCCAAUUAGCUACCAAUAUUUGUAAUCCCUCGUGUAUAAUACAGUGUUAAAUAGACCGAUCAAUAUGGAAAACCGAUUGGUCCACGUGUAUACUCUGCACAAUUUAGUCGGUAUACCGAAUAGUGUACGCAAAUUUGUUAAGGAAGCAUAUGCUCAUCAUUGAUAAAUUGGUAGUCGACUCACUUUACGACAAUGAAAACGACCGAUUAUUAUAAACGAAUGUUAUCGACGUCAGAGGCCAAUAAGAGCACUGUUACGGCGUGCUCUAUUGUAUGAGUAUUAUUAUGAUUUUUUUUUAUUAUUAUAUUGUGAUAAGCGAACGAUUGGUUUUACUCAGCGGAGAAAAACCAGUCUCCUAAUAAACGCCCACUAUGUACAUAUAGAAAAGGUUCUUGUUAUUAAUUUAUAGUUAAGCGACCUAAUUAAUAUUAUUAUCGUAAAUAGUUAAAAUACAGUCCACAGUCGUAACAUUUGGUCCAAUUACGUGCCGGAUCAGUUUAUGUAAAGUGCGUUUUAAAUACGAUCAUAUCGUAUUUUCGUGGUACUGAAUAAUAUUUUAAUACAUCGUGUAGUAUCGUGGUACUAAAUAAUAUUUUAGUACAUCGUGUAAUAUCGUGUAUAUUUGACAAAUAAGUGUUAUUAUAAUCGUAAUAUUAUAGUAAGGGAGUCGUAGACGGGAUAAUUCGUAUUCGUCAAGUAUCAAGUUUGGAUAAUUAGGUGACCAACCCGUCCAUUUCGAACAUUUUCUCUCGAGAAAAAACUGCUGGAAGAGAGAAAAUAUUGUCAAGGUAACAGAAUUACAUUCUUUUCCUAAGUAUCGUUAUAUAUUAAAAAAAAGAAAAAAGAAUUCCCUAUUCGUUAAGCACGCUUUUGUUUGGCUAUUUAAUAAUAGCGUUUGUUGUAAAAAAAAAAAAGAGAGAAAAAUCAGGGGAAAUUGCAAUAGUAUUUAUUAUUAGUAGUAUGUUAGACCGCACUGAUAAACAGUCGGAAUAGUAAAUUUAUUAUCGGUAUAUGUAUAGUAGCGAUAAAAGUAGUAGGUAAAGUAAGGUCAGGGGGUAAUCAUCGAUUUGCUUCAUUUCUCUAUAAUGGCCCCUACAAAUGAUUCAGCGUCACUUACAGUAAGAAGAGGUCAAUUAAAGGCUACGUUAACGCGAUUUGUGACUUUUAUACAUGGGGAAACUAUCGAUAAAUAUCAACUUAGGAUACGAAGAGAAAAGUUAGAAGAUACGUGGAAUGAAUUUCAACAAGUCCAGUCUGCCAUGGAAGACGAGGCAGAUGAAGUAAAAAAUAAUAAUGAGAAUUUUCCAUAUCGGAUAGAGUUUGAGGAUACUUAUUUUAAAGCAGUAGCGGAGGCAGAGAAAGUAUUAAACCCUAUAAUUCAGCAAGGUCUUGUACAAACAGCGCAAAAUACAGGAACUACUUCGACGCAAUCGACAAUUAAUUUAGCUGCAUUAAAUAUACCAACUUUUAGUGGCAAAUAUGAAGAUUGGUCAGCCUUUUUUGAUAUGUUUCAACGCCUAGUACAUUUUAAUGCGGAGAUAACGCCAGUUCAAAAAUUCUUUUAUUUAAAGUCAUCAUUAAAUGGAGAAGCAGCUAGUAGUAUUAGAUGCAUUGAAACAACGGACGCAAACUAUGAGGCCGCUUGGACUACAUUAAUUGAACGUUAUAAUAAUAAAAAGGUGUUAGUUCAAAGACACGUCCGAAAUAUUGUCGAGUUAGAACCGUUACAAGAUAGUACUGCCAGAAGAUUACGUAUGUUAAUAGACGACUUAAAUGGUAAUAUGAAAGCUUUAGAAACUUUAGGCGAAAAACCAGGAGAUUGGGGCCCUUUACUGUUGCACAUAGUGUGUUCAAAGCUGGAUCGAGAAACGCUGAAGUCGUGGGAGAUAAAAUCAUCCAAGGAUAAAGUACCAACUGUUAAGGAAUUAACAACAUUUUUAGGCGAACGUUUUCAGAUAAUGGAAUCCAUAGAAUCUUCGCAAUGCAGUAAUAAUUAUUUAUCAACUGUUGACAGGAAAAGUAGUUUUAUAAAACAUGUGAACAAUCAUCGUAAAUUAACGACUCGGUCAAAUACUCUGAUAACUACUGCCAUUAAAUGUUAUGUUUGUAAUCAACCGCAUACAAUAUAUAAGUGUCCGUCGUUUAUUGCGUUAUCGGUAGCCGAGCGCAUAUCUAAGGUGAACACAAUAGGCUUGUGUAAAAUUUGUUUACGAAAACACGAUAAAAUAAAAUGUUUUGGUAAAUAUUGUCUGAAGUGUAAUAAUCCCCAUAAUACGUUGUUGCAUUUAAAUAAAAGUGUAGUAUCCAAUCGGCCUGAAACCCAAACAGAAAAUAAUUCAAGUGAGACAGCCACUACUAUUUCGACCACUGCACAUGUAUCUAAUACUUUAGAUCAAGUUUUGUUAGCGACAGCACUAGUACAAGUCAGCAAUUCUAUUGGCCAAACGUCCGUAGCAAGGGUGCUACUUGACUCAGCAUCAAUGAACAACUUUAUUACAGUAGAGUUAGCUAAUAGUUUACGGUUAAAAAGACAAAAAAUUAAUCAUAUGGUUUGUGGUAUAGGGCAAACGACCCAAAGUAUUUCGUCAACGGUUGAAUUAAAAAUAAAAUCGCGUAAUAGUGACUUUCAACUAUUCACUCGAUUAUUGGUGGUGCCAAAGAUAACGGGGGAGUUGCCUAUGAAGAAAAUCGGAGAUGAUAAAAACACGCCCGCUGGAGUUACCUUAGCGGACCCAUUAUAUAAUGUGCCGCAACCAGUUGAUAUUUUAAUUGGAGCUAGCCAUUUUUUCAAUUUAAUCGGUAAAAAACAGUUUAAGAGUGCAGAUAAGGGACUUAUUUACCAAGAAACUGAGUUUGGUUUUGUUGUAUCGGGUGCCAUACCUAGUACUAGCAUACUUAAUAAAUCGACAUCAUGUGUUGUUUCUGUAGAUGAUUCAAUAAAUGGUGGGGUUUUAGAAAAUUUAAUACAGCAGUUUUGGCACAUCGAAGAAUGUAAUCUUGUGGUUCCAUACACGGCUGAAGAAAAGGCAUGUAAAAAAAUAUUUGAAAAAACGGUAAUUAGAGAUGUCACAGGACGUUUUAUGGUACACCUGCCGUUCAAGGAAAAUGUAAACCAGUUGGGUGAAUCUUAUAAAAUUGCAAAAAGAAGAUUACUGUCCAUGGAAAAAAGAUUUCGUAGGGAUCCAGGACUAAAACGAAGAUAUGUCAAAUUUAUAAGAGAGUACGAGAAUUUGAAUCACAUGGAAAGGUUAGUGGUUAAAUCAACAGAUGUACCGGGAAAAAUUUGCUAUUUACCACAUCAUGGUGUAUAUAAUGAAAAUAGUAUUACUACCAAAUUACGUGUAGUAUUUGACGCUUCAACAAAAACCGAAAGUGGAAUUAGUUUAAAUGACACUUUGUUAAAAGGGCCAACGGUUCAGGAAGACUUAAUUUAUAUAUUAACGCGUUUUAGAACUCAUAAUUAUGUUUUAACCGCCGAUAUAAAAAAAAUGUACCGACAAAUAUUAGUCGUAAAUAAACAUUGGGAUUAUCAGCGUAUUUUAUGGAGAGAAGAAGAAAAUGAACCGAUAAGUGUAUACCGUUUAAAUACUCUGUCUUAUGGAACGGUACCUGCCUCGUAUAUUGCCACGGGUUGCUUAAAGAUAUUGUCGAUAACUGAACAAAACAGGUUUCCCAGUGCUGCCGCCGCUAUAGGUUGCGAUUUUUAUAUGGAUGAUUUUUUGAGUGGUGACGUAUCGCAGGCGGCAACUACUGAAUUACGUGACGGGCUUAUCAAAAUACUGUCAGCAGCCGGUCUUGAACUAGGCAAAUGGUCGUCGAAUGAAUCGUCGUUGAUAAAUAGUGUGAAUGGCAUUGAAAAGAAUUUAACCCAAUUACCUGAUAUAAAUAAUUCGAUAACAAAAAUACUAGGUUUGUGCUGGGACUCGCAUAAAGAUAUGUUGCAGUACAAAAUCGAGAUAAAUAAAAAUUUAACUGCCGAGAUUCUCUCCAAGCGUAAUAUUUUAUCGGAAAUUGCUCGAAUUUAUGACCCGUUAGGGCUGAUCGGUCCAGUAAUCAUAAAGGCUAAAUUAAUAUUACAAAGUCUAUGGAAGGAACGUAUUACAUGGAAUGAGCCAAAAUCCUAA
Messenger RNA from Daktulosphaira vitifoliae (grape phylloxera), 4735 nucleotides. RefSeq lists its product as uncharacterized. The record is from RefSeq and is a predicted model, not a curated record. Lineage: Eukaryota; Metazoa; Arthropoda; Insecta; Hemiptera; Phylloxeridae. Bases 1697 to 4735 code for a protein of 1012 amino acids. The transcript is spliced from 3 exons.